AUGAUACCAAGCAAAGCAAGUUUACUUUUUGCAUUUAAGUGCUCGCUUUCUCUAGGUCUUGUUGUGCUAUUUGGUUUGAUUUAUAAUGAAAAAGAAGCGUAUUGGGCAGGACUCACAAUUGCAAUAAGUUUUGUCACCGGAAGACAAGCGACAUUUACACUUGCCAAUGCUCGAGCACAAUCAACAGCAAUGGGAUCAAUCUAUGGAAUCUUGUGCUGUUUUGUUUUCCAAAAGUUUGAGGAUAUAAGCUUCUUACCUCUUAUUCCUUGGUUAAUAUUCACAAGUUUUCUAAGGCACAGCAGGAUGUAUGGUCAAGCUGGUGGGAUAUCAGCAGCUGUUGGGGCAUUACUAAUACUUGGUAGGAAAAAUUAUGGCCCUCCUAUCGAUUUUGCAAUUGCUAGGAUCACAGAGGCUGUAAUUGGAUUGAUCUGUUUCUUCACCAUAGAGAUUCUCUCAUGUCAAUUAAGAGCAGCACCUCUAGUAAAACUUGAACUUUCACAUUGCUUGGGAGCUCUUCAAGAAUGCAUCAAAGAUAUAGUUCUCUUUGACAAUAACCAAAGCAACCUGCAAGCUUCAAUCCUUCCAGCACUGAAACAGAAACAGGACAAUUUGAAGUCCCAUCUCGAUCAAUUUGAGAAGUUUGUUGUUGAAGCUGAGUUGGAGCCUAAUUUCUGGUUCAUCCCUUUCAACAGCGCUUGUUAUCGUAAGCUCCUGAGGUCUGUAUUAAAGAUGGCUGACCUUUCACUUUUUAUGUCCAACAAAGUACAAUCUCUAUCACUGGCAUUAAAAAGAUUUGAAGUUGCUGCAGAGUACCUCCAAAGCCACAUCAAGGGCAUGAAGAAUGAUCUAGAUCUUUUCAAGAAUAUAGUCUGCUCCUCACUUCAAUGCCUUCAAGAGUUGUCUUCCAAGAAGUCUCUUGCAGUACAUGACAAACAUGACAUGGAGUUGGGAGCAUUACAUGAGGAAGAUGAUGAGUGUUCCAUUUUAAGUUCUUUUCUUCAACAUUCCAACUAUGUAUCGGAUGGAAUUGAUACCGGUGAAGGCGAGAAAGAUGAGAAGCUUAAGAGCCAGGUGGUUCUGUGUUUGGGUGGCCUAGGAUUCUGCAUCACUAGUCUGCUGAGGGAAGUACAAGAGAUGGAGAAAGAGUUUCAAGAACUAGCCAAAUGGGAGAACCCUUCAAGCCAUGUUGUAGUAUAA
Messenger RNA from Rosa rugosa (rugosa rose), 1197 nucleotides. RefSeq lists its product as uncharacterized. Bases 1 to 1197 code for a protein of 398 amino acids. Gene Ontology annotation, molecular function: transmembrane transporter activity. The transcript has a single exon. NCBI's taxonomy places the organism in Eukaryota, Viridiplantae, Streptophyta, Magnoliopsida, Rosales, Rosaceae. The record is from RefSeq and is a predicted model, not a curated record. Gene Ontology annotation, cellular component: plasma membrane. Gene Ontology annotation, biological process: transmembrane transport.